Molecule: messenger RNA, 1012 nt
Organism: Rhinolophus ferrumequinum (greater horseshoe bat)
Lineage: Eukaryota; Metazoa; Chordata; Mammalia; Chiroptera; Rhinolophidae
Gene: KLK10
Product: kallikrein related peptidase 10
Exons: 6
Coding region: 147-980 (277 amino acids)
Biological process (GO): proteolysis
Molecular function (GO): serine-type endopeptidase activity
Source: RefSeq, a predicted model, not a curated record
GGAAGUUUCCGGACUCUUCAGGGUUAAAAGCGGAGGCCUGGCCAGGGGUCCCAGGGCAGAAGAUCACAGCGGCCCACACGGCAGGGCAGAGGCACUUCUGGGUCUCCUCUUCUUCCCUUCGGCGACUCCCAGUCUAGGUCCAGGCCAUGAGACCCUCGCACCUCCACCUCUCCGCCGCCUCUGGUGCCCGGGCCGGGGCGAAGCUGCUACUGGCGCUGCUGGUGGCGCAACUCUGGGCCGCAGAGGCGGUGUUCCCCAGAAACGACACGGAUUGGGACCCCGAGGCCUCUGGCGCCGCGUGCGCGCGAGGCUCGCAGCCCUGGCAGGUCUCCCUCUUCAAUGGCCUCUCGUUUCACUGCGCGGGUGUCCUGGUGGACAAGAGUUGGGUGCUCACGGCCGCGCACUGCGGGAACAACAAGCAGCUGUGGGCUCGAGUUGGGGAUGACCACCUGCUGCUUCUCCAAGGCGAGCAGCUCCGCCGGACCACUCGUGCUAUUAUGCACCCCAAAUAUCAUCAUGGCUCAGGCCCCAUCCUGCCGAGGCGGACAGAUGAGCAUGACCUCAUGCUGCUGAAACUGGCCAGGCCCGCUGUGCUGGGACCUCGCAUCCAGUCCCUGCGCCUGCCCUACACCUGUGCUCAGCCGGGAGACCAGUGCCAGGUUGCUGGCUGGGGCACCACGGCCGCCCGAAGAGUGAAGUACAACAAGGGCCUGAGCUGCUCCAGGGUCACUCUCCUGAGCUCCAAAGAGUGUGAGGUAUUCUACCCCGGCGUGAUCACCAACGGCAUGAUGUGUGCAGGACUGGACCAGGGCCAGGACCCCUGCCAGAGUGACUCCGGUGGUCCUCUGGUCUGUGAUGAGACCCUUCAAGGCAUCCUUUCCUGGGGCAUUUACCCCUGUGGCUCUGCUCAGCAUCCAGCAGUCUACACGCAGAUCUGCAAGUACACCUCCUGGAUAGAGAAAACCAUUCGCUCCAACUGACUCAGAGGUCCUGCGAGUCCUUCACCAUCUGC